CCCUGUUUAACCGUGCAGGAAUAAACUUCCCCAAUUUUUAUACAAAUCAGAAGGAAAGUUUGAUUAAUAUGCAACUUUCAGAAAUAUCAUGGGGCACAUUCUCCCUUCUCUAUUUUGUGUUUUUAACGUGUGACAGGUGCUCGCAAGUUGAUUAUUAAACUUAAGUCAUGGACGAGGACCGCCUAGAGGAAUGUGACAACACAAACUCUUUUGAGAAAUUUGGGAACGCAUGCUCAAAUGCGAGACACCUGCAGUCGGAUUUACCCCACUCUCACUGUCCACCUUUAGUCGGACCGAGUGGAAUAGAUGAUAAUGCCCACCUUCACAGUGACUCUUGUUCAAGAGGAGAACAAAUGUGCAUGGAUGCUAAUGGAGUUUUGUGCACUGUCAGCAGUGACUCUUGCAGUUCUAAAGGGACCCCAGACACUGGAAGGUUAAUUCUUCACUCAUCAUCAAAAAUUUUGAUGAAUGCAAUGACGGCUGAUGACUACAAAAGAACAUAUUGGCCAAAACUGGAGAGAGCCAUUGAACACUUGCUAACAAGAAGCCCAAUGGAUCAUAUCUCCAUUUCUUACGAACAGAUAUACAGUCAUGUGUAUAAGUGUGUUUGUCAGCAACACUCAGAUCUACUAUACAGUGACUUGAUAUGGAAGAUAACUUGCCAUCUCAAACAAGUUUCCACAGAACUACAGGGCAGCCCAAGUGAGAGUUUCAUCGAAAACUUCAACCUUGCUCUGACCCAGUACACAGCAGCACUUCAGUGUAUUGUUCCUGUAUUCAUAUACAUGAACAAGUUCUAUGUUGAAACCAAACUUCACAGGGACAUGCAAGUGGACCUUAUGAAGCUCUUCUCCGACCAUGUUGCUGAAAAACACCUGAAUACAUUAAUUCCCCUUCUCCAAAAAGCUCAUUACAUGCCCUUUCAAGUCAAACCAUCAACAAUGGCAAGUGUGGUUAAAGGACUUUACGCUCUUAAACCAGACUGGGCACUCUUAGCCCCAGCUCUUUUUUCCAGAUUCAUUCCUCAAAUCCACCCCCCCGCCCAGGAAUCUCAGCUCCCCGAUUAUGCAGCUCAAGAUCAGGAACUUCAAAUGGCACUCACUCAAACUGGCUUCUCCAGAGGUGACCAGUUACGCAAGAGAGCAUGCGAGGACUACUGAAUCUGGAAGUUGUUCUCCCCACACUCCAAUAUCUAUGAAUAAAAUCUGACUCUGUGAUUAUUAAGCAGGGUGCACACAUUUUUAAUCCUUAACUAUAUACAAACCACUUUCUUUAAUCUGUAAUAAAGUUGAAAAAGGUUUUUUUCCACGUUUUCUGACUUAUUUGGACAUUUUAUGUAUACCAUUUACAGUAAAAGCUCAUUUA
Molecule: messenger RNA, 1365 nt
Organism: Chanos chanos (milkfish)
Lineage: Eukaryota; Metazoa; Chordata; Actinopteri; Gonorynchiformes; Chanidae
Gene: cacul1
Product: CDK2 associated cullin domain 1
Exons: 8
Coding region: 168-1160 (330 amino acids)
Biological process (GO): G1/S transition of mitotic cell cycle; positive regulation of protein kinase activity; ubiquitin-dependent protein catabolic process
Molecular function (GO): ubiquitin protein ligase binding; protein kinase binding
Source: RefSeq, a predicted model, not a curated record